This is a messenger RNA of Westerdykella ornata, 987 nucleotides long. RefSeq lists its product as uncharacterized. The transcript has 3 exons. Gene Ontology annotation, molecular function: nucleic acid binding. The coding region runs from base 1 to 987 and encodes 328 amino acids. NCBI's taxonomy places the organism in Eukaryota, Fungi, Ascomycota, Dothideomycetes, Pleosporales, Sporormiaceae. Gene Ontology annotation, cellular component: mitochondrion. The record is from RefSeq and is a predicted model, not a curated record.
AUGUCCGAGCCUGCUAAGUAUUCGGAGAAAGGCUUCAGUGGAGCCCGCAGACAUAUUGCUACAGCUACAGCUGCAUCUACAGCUACAGCCACUAUUGAGGCAGUUCAACAGGUGCCCACCCUCCCAAGCAUCGUAUUAUCCUCAGGAUCGCCUCAUCACAAUUCAUUGUCCACGUUUCUGGAGUACGCCGGCCGCGUCAACCUCGCGCCCACGCGGUCGUUAUAUAUCGGAACGCACUAUGAGUACACUUCGGCGCUGGCGCUGCUUCGACUCGGCUUCUCACUCACCCGCACCGGUCGAGCCGGUGACGCAGGCAUUGACUUGAUCGGCCAUUGGACCUUGUCUCAAUUUCCCGUACCCCUCCCUGUCUUCGCGCAAUGCAAAGCCCGCAAUGCCAAUGUACUCUGCUCACCAAGGCAUAUAAGGGAACUCGAGGGCUCCUUCCAGGGGCUGCCUGCGGCGUGGAGGAACAAGGAUGUUUUGGGACUCCUGAUCACUUCACGUCGCGCUACGAAUGGGGUGCUCGAAGCACUUAGAAGGAGUCGGUGGCCCAUGGGUUUUCUCAACAUCUCGCGGACCGGGGCCAUUGAGCAGUUCAAGAGGCGAUGGAGCAGGUCAUAUCCCGAUGCCGGCACAGUGAACGACAUACAAUUGACGUGGAUGGGCGAGCCCAUCUUCCCGGUCCGCGAUGGCCUGGUUGAGGAGACCUUACCACUGGCGGAUCCACCUGCUGCAGAUCUCGAGGAGGAAGCGGCCAACGCAUCAGGCAGCAAGGUCGCGCCUGAUAUGAAAUAUAAGUCCACAAGAGCAGCCGCGCGCAAGGUGUCAACAAAGCCUAAUUGUGCUGAUAAGAAGGCUGUGCCCGUCAAGCGACCGAGGGGUCGACCACCGGGAUCCAAAAAUCUGAUAACUGUGGCUUUGGAAGGCCCACGGAAGCCCGGACGCCCGAAGGGAUCGAAGAAUAAGACUACGAUAGGCAAAGCCUGA